CCAAAAAAGUUUUGCGAGACCGAUUUGAUCAUCUCGUCGCCAGGAAAAACCUCAUCAAAGUCAUCGAAAUGGCUAAUGCUUCAAUAGCAGGGGGGACUAAUGUUACUGGAACGAAUCUUCAUUAUGCUGACAUUAUUGUCAUCGUUCUAUACUUCGUCAUUGUCUUGGCGAUCGGUAUUUGGUCAUCAUGCCGAAACCGAGGUAGUGUUGGUGGAUAUUUCUUAGCAGGGAGGAGUAUGCACUGGAUUCCUGUUGGUGCUUCACUUUUUGCCAGUAACAUUGGAAGUGGCCACUUCAUCGGUUUAGCAGGAUCAGGGGCAGCUAGUGGAAUUGGAAUCGCUGUAUUUGAAUUGAAUGCUAUCUUUGUGUUGAUGAUCCUAGGAUGGGUGUUCGUCCCUGUGUAUGUGGCUGCUGGUGUUUAUACCAUGCCCGAGUAUCUCCGCAAACGAUUUGGAGGUCAAAGAAUCAGGGUAUAUUUAGCUGUGCUUGCCUUGCUCUUGUAUAUAUUCACGAAGAUCUCAGCUGAUUUGUAUGCUGGUGCUGUAUUUAUUGAACAAUCUUUGAAAUGGAAUCUGUACGCAUCCGUCCUGCUACUGCUUGGUAUUGCAGCUCUGUUCACAAUCACUGGAGGUUUAACUGCUGUGAUCUGGACCGACUUUAUUCAGACGAUCAUCAUGGUCAUCGGUGCCUUUGUUCUCAUGAUUCUUAGUUUCACGAAAGUAGGUGGGUAUCAAGCAGUAAAAGAUGGUUAUUUUGAAGCCAUCCCAGAAACAACGUUGUACAGUAAUGCCACAUGUGGAAUCCCUGCUUCAUAUUCAUACAAUUUGAUGCGAGGAAUGGAAACAGAUCUCCCGUGGACUGGGGCCAUCUUUGGCCUGAUGGUAUCAGCAAUCUGGUACUGGUGUUCGGAUCAGGUCAUUGUGCAAAGAGCCCUUGCUGCAAAGGAUCUGUCGCAUGCUAAGGGUGGGACCAUCCUGGCAGGUUACCUCAAGAUUCUUCCCCUGUGGCUACUCGUCUUCCCAGGAAUGAUUGCAAGGAUCCUCUUCCCAGAUGAGGUUGGUUGUGCUGACCCUGCCAUCUGUAAGGCACUCUGUGGGAAGGAACGAGGUUGCACGGACAUCGCCUACCCAAAGCUGGUGCUCAAUUUGAUGCCCGACGGUGCCCGAGGUCUAAUGUUGGCGGUGAUGAUGGCCGCACUGAUGUCAUCAUUGACGUCCAUUUUCAACAGCGGUAGUACCAUUUUCACCAUGGAUAUCUGGCGAAGGAUCAGGAAGCAUGCAUCUGACAUGGAACUUAUGAUUGUUGGAAGGGUGUUCGUACUUGUCCUCGCGGGUAUUGGUAUUGCAUGGAUCCCGAUCGUACAGAGUGGUGCCGAGCUGUUCCACUACAUCCAGGCUGUUACCAGCUACCUGUCGCCGCCUGUCUGUGCAGUUUACGUUCUAGCUAUCUUCUGGAAGAGAACCAACGAACAAGGUGCCUUCUGGGGCCUGAUGGUUGGCCUUGUGACGGGCCUCAUCCGUUUUGGCUGGGAGUACGCCUACCCACCCUAUCCCUGCGGACAGGAAUAUUUGGACACCAAACCCUCCAUCAUCUCCAGUGUGCACUAUCUUCACUUCGGAUGCAUCCUUUUCGUGAUAUCACUCAUAACGACCAUUGUCAUCAGCUUGUUUACCAAACCUAUCGAUGAUAAAUACUUAAUCCGUUUGACAUACUGGAGCCGCUACGACAAGGGCGAGCGUGUGGAUAUUGAUGAGGAAGAGAAAGAGGGCGCUAAAGUUGCCGCCAUGGAAUUGGAAGGAAGAGACAACGAGGGCAUGUCCAAGUCAUCGUCUGCUGAGGCAGUGGUCGACCAGCCUGGUGACUCGGUGGUGAACAGUCAAGCACAGCUUGCUGGAGAAGGUGAACCUGAUAAAUCCAAGUGCCGCAAAGCAGGGGAAUGGAUCUGUGGUAUUGAGAACCUGAAAGAGGAGGAGAUCAGCCCAGAGGAUCUCAAAAUCCUGACAGACAAGGCCAUGAGCAUCGAUGAGAAACCAAAGUGGCGCCGACUUUGCAAUAUCAAUGCUGUUAUUCUUAUGUGUCUUGCUAUCUUUGUCUGGGCUUUCUUUGCCUAAACUUUUGAUAAAACAGCGCAUUUGUAUUGGAAGGAGAGCUGAUGCAGAUAUGGAAUUUGUGACAAAUCAAAAGUACAGGCAAAAAAAGACUACAUGGAGACAGUUAGUUGUUCACUAAUAAAUCGAAACCUCAAGAUUAGCAGUAUAUCAAAACUGCCUAUGAUAUUGGCAUAGUUUAGAUUAGAUUGUAGUUAUAGUGUGCCAUAGGAAAUUAUGUAGCUUGUUUUAUUACUGGUAGUCAUUUUAGGACUUCAAGAGGGAAAAUGAAAUAAAUUGUUUGUUGAUAGUAAUUUACCAAUUAAUUAGGUGCUGUGUUUAAUGCUGGAUACCUUUGAAGACUGUUUUCUAUCAUUUUGUAUUGCGCAAUUUUAUAGAUGAGUAGGAACUUAAUACAUGUAGCUACAUGUACACAAUGGAAUUCCUGUAUGCGAAAAAAGCACAUUCCACUUCAAAGGUACAAUCGGGUCAGGUUAUUUUGACCUUAUUUUACAACAUAUCGUUCCAUUUGGUAAUGUUAUCAGGGUUUUACCCUUCAUUCACAUUCCAAUGUUUUAGUAACGCUUUAAUUGUUUUUGUCAUACAUGUACAUUAGUUCCAAUAAAUACCAAUAUAUUUUAA
Lineus longissimus is the source of this 2729-nucleotide messenger RNA. Its product is annotated as sodium/glucose cotransporter 4-like. Bases 69 to 2111 code for a protein of 680 amino acids. Gene Ontology annotation, molecular function: D-glucose:sodium symporter activity. Gene Ontology annotation, cellular component: plasma membrane. NCBI's taxonomy places the organism in Eukaryota, Metazoa, Nemertea, Pilidiophora, Heteronemertea, Lineidae. The transcript is spliced from 14 exons. Gene Ontology annotation, biological process: transmembrane transport. The record is from RefSeq and is a predicted model, not a curated record.